Molecule: messenger RNA, 2154 nt
Organism: Babesia ovata
Lineage: Eukaryota; Apicomplexa; Aconoidasida; Piroplasmida; Babesiidae
Product: glutamine-fructose-6-phosphate transaminase
Exons: 1
Coding region: 1-2154 (717 amino acids)
Biological process (GO): protein N-linked glycosylation; fructose 6-phosphate metabolic process; UDP-N-acetylglucosamine metabolic process
Molecular function (GO): carbohydrate derivative binding; L-glutamine:D-fructose-6-phosphate transaminase (isomerizing) activity
Source: RefSeq, a predicted model, not a curated record
AUGCGAUUUGUAAACGAGCUCACGGUCUUCUUCGACCGAAGCGGCGAGCGAAGGCCGCCCAGCAGGACAAGGCGCCUGGCGAUUGGGAUAUGGAAUCGCUUCACCAUUCCCUCAUUCUUCGGAAGAAAGGCAUCAUGCUGCGGCGUUGUUGCCUACGUGGGCACUGAAGACUGCCGCGACGUGCUCCUGAACGACAUCCAGGCCAUCAAGCACCGAGGAUACGACUCGUGCGGAAUUGGCACUUUGAACUUGGACGGCUCCAUAGAGGUGACGAGAUGCAGCAGCUACAAGGCGCCGGCGAACUGCUUCGAGCGCCUGCGAGACCGCAUCGGCGAUCGCCACCUGGGCAGCAAGAUCGGCAUCGCCCACACGCGAUGGGCAACUAUGGGCCCUCCCACGGACGAAAAUGCCCACCCGCACUGCGACGCAAAGCGCCGUGUGGCGCUGGUGCACAACGGCACCGUUACCAACACGGUCGACUUGUUCAACGAGACAUGCGCAAUGCUACGUGAGCGCGGGUUGGAAUUGGAGAGGAUCUACGGUACCGAGCCCAAGUGCCCUGAUUCUGACAGUGCGGCGAUAGCCAACAUCAUUGGUCUCCACCUGGAUCUAGGCUACGAUGCAUUCUCUGCGAUGAACAUCGUGGUGUCACGCCUGGAGGGAUCAUGGGCCAUAUGCCUCCUCAGUGCCAACAACCCGCACUCCCUUUACGUCGCUCGUUCUGGGUGCCCGCUACUGCUCACCAAGAACGACAACACUCAGUCCGUGCAUGUCGCCAGCGAGACGGUGGCGUUCAUGAACCAUGCCGACCAGUUUGUAGUGCUCGAAGACGGCGACAUCAUGGAGCUGAACUACAACUCAGUGGUUGAGUUGUUCCGCACGAGAAAAGUGUGCAAUGUAACGAGGCUGCACGUCCGCAGCACGCCAGAACCUCAUGAGUUCUGGAUCCAAAAAGAGGUUGCUGAGCAACCGCUCGUGGCGCGUGUGGCGCUGCAGCACUUCAAGUUGGUGCGUGCGUCCCGCGAACUGCGUGCCAUUAAACAGGCCCUUGAGGGCGUAGUCGAUGUAACCUUCGACAGCGACGAGCACCUGGUUGACCGUGACCUGGAGCUCGUCUCCGCCUUGGACCCUCGUAACGUGCGCUUCGAGAUCCCAGUGCACGGCGACGCGUCACUGCUCAAGAAGAUCGAGGCGCGACGAAAAAUCAACAUUGUCGCAGCUGGAAGUUCCCUGCAUGCUGCGCGUUAUGUGGCGUCGCUCUUCCAGACCCGUCCCAUAUUCGCGCUCAUCGAGACCGAUGACCCCACGGAGAUGAAGCUGUACCGCUACACCCACCCCGAUUCUACCAUCAUCUUCGUAUCGCAGAGUGGAGAGACCCUGGACACUGUGAAGGCGUGCGGCAUGCUUGCUGCGCGCAACCCCAGUGCUGUCAAGAUUGCCAUGCUUAACAACUUGAACACGCUGCUUGACCGCUCGUGCGAACUGACGAUGAUGAUCAACAUCGGGCGCGAAGUGUCGCUUGCGUCUACUAAGACCUUCAGCGUCCAGGUAAUGCUCCUUAUGGUGCUGUUGGGCUACAUUCUGCAAUCGCAAGACACCGAAGGUCGCCACGCGGAGUUCCUCACCCAACUCAAGGCAUCAAUCAUCGCCUUUGGUCCGAGCCUGAAGAAGAUGCUGACUACUGCGCCGCAGUGUGAGCGCAUUGCUCGCAGGCUGGUAGAUGUGGAGUCGCUCUACGUGACCGGGAACGCCGAGGCUUACGCAAUUGCCAUCGAAGCCGCGCUGAAGUUCAAGGAGGUGACGUACAUCCAUGCUGAGGGAAUACCGUCGGGAGCGAUGAAGCACGGUCCCUUGGCAUCGAUCGACCCCAAGGCGCGCACUCCGGUCAUAUGCAUUAUCACGCCGGACGAGCCCGAAGCGGCGGUGAACGCUGCAAAGCAGCUGAAGGCCCGGAACGCCUACAUCAUCCUCUUGGCUGCGAACCCCGGUUUAGCGGACAUCGCGGAUGAGUUCAUCCAGUUGCCUAACUGCGGCAUGUUGACUGCCGCCUGCGCUAUCGUGCCAGUUCAGAUGAUCGCUUACAACGUCACCAUCAUGAAAAAGCGGAAUCCCGACACCCCACGUGGGCUGGCUAAAACAGUUACCGUGAGCUAA